GGACCCCGCCUCGGUGGGGCCGGCGGCGGGGUGGGGCCUCCUCACCUGCCUCAGGUGUUUCUAUAAAGCUCCCGCCGCCGUCGAACCGCCAGUUCCUGCUCUCGGGACCGGAGCGAGCCGCCAGCGCGCAGGGGAGGGCUCCGGCGCCCCCCCGGACUAGCCCCAUGGCCACCACCACCCUCCUGCUGCUGCUGGCGCUGGGCGCAGGUAACUGUGCCAGCACCACCACCACAGAGACCACCACCACAGAGACCACCACCACUGACACAACCACCACAGAGACAAUCACAACCACCACGGAGACGACCACUGAGACGACCACCACCACCCCCAUGACCACCACUCCAAACAUCACCAUCACAAGCAGCAACGGGACCCAAGCCCCUGCUACAGCCUUCCCCAGCACAAGCAAAACCACAAGCUUCCAGCUCAGCAGCGCCACCACCAACAGCACCGCGGUGCCCACCCGUGGCAGCACUGCCACCCCCUACACCAACACCACUGCAAACAGCAGCAGCUUGGUCCCCCCCUUCAGCAGCACUGUGGGUCCCACCUUUGCCACCAACACAACCAACAGCAGCACCGUGGCUCCCACCUCUGGCACCAACACAACCGACAGCAGCACCGUGGCUCCCACCUCUGGCACCAACACAACCGACAGCAGCACCGUGGCUCCCACCUCUCGCACCAACACAACCGACAGCAGCACCGUGGCUCCCACCUCUGGCACCAACACAACCAACAGCAGCACCGUGGCUCCCACCUCUGACACGGAUGGUGGCACAGUGAUCCCCACCUCCAGCACCAAAAGCAGCACCACCCAGGUUGUCCCCACACACAGAACCUCUGUCACAGCUCCCGGGCAGACCUCCACGGUGUCAUCGGGUAGCAGCGAUGCUCCUCAGCCCAGCAUAGCCACCGCGGUCCAGCUGCUGCGCAGCAUCGCGCUGUCCUUCCGCAUCCUCAACAGGAGCUUCAAUGAGAGCCUGCGUGACCCCGUGUCGGAGCAGUACAGGAGCCUGAGCCGCUCUGUGCUGGACAUGUUUGACCAUGUCUAUGGCAGUGGGCAGAGCUACAAGGGAUGCAGCGAGCUCCGUUUCAGCCAAGGCUCCGUGGCGGUGCUGUCCGUCCUCGUGUUUGGCCAGGGCAACGCCACCAUCUCCAGCACUGCCGUUGAGCAGCAGCUGAGGAACAGCCUGAACCAGGAGGGCUUCAUCAUGGACCUGCAGCUGGAUGACAUCCGGAGCAACAUGGAGAUGUCCUCAGCACCGGCGCCUGCAGUGCCGGACUGGGCCAUUGCUCUGCUGGUCCUGGUCUGCAUCCUGCUGCUGCUGAGCAUCCUCACCUGCCUUCUGCUGACAAUCUGUGCGUGCCGCCGGAAGACCCGUGGGAAGCUGGACCUGUUCAGCACGAAGGAUUCCUACCACCCCAUGGCUGAGUAUCUGCAGUACCAGAGCCACGGGCGCUACAUGUCACCCAGCGGCAAACCCAACCCUUACAGCCAGGUCGCUGGCAGCAAUGGCGCAGGGACCGGCACCUUCACCUACACCAACCCUUCUGCCACCUCCGACAACCUCUGAGUGACACCAGGAUGCACAAGAAAAGGGCUUGGGGGGAGCAGCACCGGCCCCGGGCUCGCCCCCCCCCGCCACAUGCAGCAGGAGCAGGAUGGUUCUGGAGCAGCUGGAUUCGUGCGCAUGACAGAACUGGAUGGACAGGGAUUGGGAUCCGGGCUGGGAGGGAGUCCCUGUGCCCCCUGGUCCCUGCACUCGCUUGGCUUUGUAGCCCUGGUCGGUACCGAGGGGGGGGUCCAGGCUCCUGCCCCCUUCCCCCCGCGCUCGCCCCUCAAUUCAAUGGCUCUUUUGUGGUGUUAUUUUAUAUAAAUAUAUCUCUCUAUGUGGGA
This is a messenger RNA of Strigops habroptila (Kakapo), 1903 nucleotides long. RefSeq names its product mucin 1, cell surface associated (gene MUC1). The record is from RefSeq and is a predicted model, not a curated record. The transcript has 7 exons. Gene Ontology annotation, cellular component: apical plasma membrane. Bases 165 to 1580 code for a protein of 471 amino acids. Lineage: Eukaryota; Metazoa; Chordata; Aves; Psittaciformes; Psittacidae.